Messenger RNA from Hibiscus syriacus, 1004 nucleotides. Its product is annotated as ran-binding protein M homolog. Lineage: Eukaryota; Viridiplantae; Streptophyta; Magnoliopsida; Malvales; Malvaceae. Gene Ontology annotation, molecular function: protein binding. The coding region runs from base 1 to 741 and encodes 246 amino acids. Gene Ontology annotation, biological process: cytoskeleton organization; cell surface receptor signaling pathway. The record is from RefSeq and is a predicted model, not a curated record. Gene Ontology annotation, cellular component: cytoplasm. The transcript has 6 exons.
AUGGUUUUAAGCGGCGGAUGUAGCGGCGGAUGUAGCGACGUUUUUACUAUAUCUCCCUCUUUCAUUCCCCUCUUGGUGGUGGCACCUAAUAAGUUGUCGGUGAAGUAUACUGCCGUAAGCCUCCAUGGCCAUGAUGUCGGUGUGGUUCAAGCCAAUAACCCGGUUCCUGUAAAGCGUCUGGUUUAUUACUUCGAGAUUUAUGUGAAGGACGCUGGAGUCAAGGGUCAAAUUGCUAUUGGAUUCACCAGUGAAGGCUUCAAGAUGCGCAGGCAACUCGGGUGGGAAGUAAACAGUUGCGGGUAUCAUGGGGAUGAUGGUAGGCUCUAUCGUGGGCAAGAAAAGGGAGAUGCUUUUGGUCCAACAUAUACAACAGGAGAUACGGUUGGUGGCGGCAUAAACUUUGCUUCACAGGAAUUCUUUUUCACUAAAAAUGGGGCAAUAGUAGGAACUUUUAGCAAGGAAAAGGAAAUGAACCGUUGCUUGUUUCCCACCAUUGCUGUCCACAGCCAAAAUGAGGAGGUUCAUGUCAACUUUGGGCAAAAGAAGUUUUCUUUUGAUCUGAAGGAAUAUGAAGCUCAAGAAAGGUUGAAGCAGCAGAUGACUAUUGAAAAUAUGCCUCUACCUCCAAAUAUUAGUUAUGGGUAUUUUUUUUCUCCUUCUGCUUUUAUGUAUUUUCUAUUCUGUUGUUUUACAUGCCUGUCCAUUACAGUUACCUAUUGGAUAUUUGAUGUUUGUGGUUAAAGAAGUAUCUGAAUUAUUUAAAUCUAGGCUACUGCUCUGAUAAUGUAACAGUUUCUGUAAAAUAGAAACUUGUCCUCUAGGCAAUGGUGUUAAUAUUAACUGCAUGUUGUUGGUUCUUGAUAACUGGUCUAUCUUCUGCCUCAUGUUACAUCACAGUGUAAUAAGGCAUUGAAGAAGUCUGAAAGGGUUUUGAAGCACCAGAAGCGGUAUGAGUAGAAGAUAAAAUAUUAAUACUUGAAGAUAUAUGUGUCAGACUAAAUCUA